UAUUUACGACGGUAGCUAUGAUAAUUUAACAACCUUCAAAUUGGCUCUUUAUAAUAGUCUCGCCUUCAUUAAAGCAAUUAGUAACAGCGCGUCUUUUGGUUCGUCAAAGUUACUACAAAAAAUUGUCGGAAUGAAUUUUGGGUUACCAUUCCUCUUCUUCGUACUACUCCUCCAACUGGCACGGGCGGCCGAAGAUCCAGCCGAAGAAAUUCCCGCCAAAAUCGAAGAAAUUUUCCGUUUGCCUCGAUGGGCGGAUUACUAUAAUCCAGGUCGCACCUACUACUCGAAUCCGUUUUAUAGGUCACAAUAUAACGGACAGGUGUACGUAACCGACGGAUAUGGGCAGACAAGGCUGGCCGGAUCGUCGUCUUCAAGAGCACGAGCGCUUAAGGUGGAGACGAACCUUCCGGUGCCUCAUAUAACGAUGUGUAGCGGCUCGACGUGCGGACAUAACGCCCACUGCACUACGAUCGGAAAUAGGCCGGUCUGCUCGUGCCUGAAGGGGUAUACGGGGGAUGCGCUCUACAACUGCGUCAGGGCGGAGUGCCUGGACAGUAGUGAGUGCCGAGGUCACUUGGCUUGCAAGAACCAGAGGUGCGUGGAUCCCUGCCAAGGAGUGUGCGGGUCGAAUGCUCACUGCGAGACCAGGAACCACAUUCCCACGUGCACAUGUCCUCCAGGUUACACCGGUGACCCCUUCCAGCAUUGCAGGCACUUCAAUCCAGAGGAGCUUUGUCAUCCCAGUCCCUGUGGAGCCAAUACGAAUUGCGAGGUUGUAAAUAAUAUACCCACUUGCAAGUGCCAACCGGGAUACCACGGCUCGCCGAUAGCCGGCUGUCGGCACGAAUGCGACAGCGACUCCGACUGCGGCCACCACCACGCCUGCAUCGAAUUCAGAUGCCAAAACCCCUGCGCCCAGUGCGGGCAAAAUGCGGAGUGCGACCUGGUGCAAAACCAUGUGCCUCUCUGCAAGUGUCCAAGGGGUUACUUCGGAAAUCCGCUGUCUUCUUGCCAACCUGAGUGCACCCAACACAGCGACUGUCCCCAGUCGAAACCGGCCUGCUUCUACAACUCGUGCAAAAACCCGUGCGACGGCGUCUGCGGCGUCAACGCCAACUGCGAACUGCGCAACGGCAUCACCCCGGUCUGCUCGUGCCCGAAGGAAAUGACCGGCGAUCCAUUCACCAUGUGCCGACCCUUCACCAAGGAAGACCUUUGCCAGCCGAACCCGUGCGGUGCCAAUGCGAAGUGCCAACCCGGAUACGACCGGUACAACAAGGAGCGCCCGGUUUGCACGUGCCAUCCCGGAUACAUCGGCGAUCCUAUCACUGGGUGCAUACGCGGGGAGUGCAUCGAUGACAAUGAAUGUCCCGACCACCAAGCGUGCUUUGAAUACAAGUGCCAAAACCCUUGCCGCGGACAGUGCGGCACCAACGCCGUGUGCAACGCGCGAAAGCACGUCGCCGUCUGUACGUGCCUCGACGGGCAUAACGGCGAUGCCUUGUCCCACUGCUACAGGGUCGAAGGCAGCGAGGUAAAGGUGUCUGGAGCGUACUUCUGCAGCACCUGUUGAUCUUCCGUUAUUAUAACUGUCAUUAACUGAUUGAUUCUAUUAAAAAAGUGCUCCUAGUGUUACCUCCAUCCACAUUCGUCAAUUGACCCGUGUUAAUAAUUCAGAUAAUAAGAUAACAAAUGGACCUCUUCUCCCGUGUGUCCAUUGCACACGAAGAUGGAUCAAGCUUUGCCAUCCUACGAUUAAUCAAUGUUCUAUUUAUUUCUGUUAAUAGAUUUUUUGGUUAAUCGAUUCGCUAAUUGACGAUGUUUUUAUAGGUUAAGUGAUGUCAAAUUAAUGACAACCUCAAAAUCAAUUCCUCGAUUACUCAGUUGUUAUUGAUUAUUUAAUUAAACUGCCAAUUAAUUGGA
This is a messenger RNA of Photinus pyralis (common eastern firefly), 1923 nucleotides long. RefSeq names its product delta-like protein 4. Bases 131 to 1573 code for a protein of 480 amino acids. The transcript is spliced from 6 exons. Lineage: Eukaryota; Metazoa; Arthropoda; Insecta; Coleoptera; Lampyridae. The record is from RefSeq and is a predicted model, not a curated record.